GGGCACACCCCAAGUAACAAAGGUCAGGUAUGCUGCUGGAAGGAGCACUCGGCACACCCCACAGCUCCAGGGGAAGGAGUCCAGACACAGACACAGACGCCAUGACUGCUGGGCCAGGUCCUUCAACUGGAGAUGCCACCCUGAGGAGAAGAAUUGAACCUUGGGAGUUUGAAAGCUUCUUUGACCCCAGAGUACUGCGUCGAGAGACCUGUCUGCUCUAUGAAAUCCAGUGGGGCAGAAGCCAGAAGCUCUGGAGAAGCUCUGGCAGAAACACCACCAAUCAUGUCGAAGUUAACUUCAUAGGGAAACUCACUUCAGAAAGGCACUUCCAGCCCGCCAUCGGCUGCUCCGUCACCUGGUUCUUGUCCUGGAGCCCCUGCUGGGAGUGCUGCAAGGCUAUAGGAGAGUUCCUGAGCCAACACCCGAACGUGAAACUGGUUAUUUAUGUCGCACGGCUUUUUCAUCACACGGAUGAACGAAACCGGCAAGGACUCAGGGACCUCAUUAACAGUGGUGUGACCAUCCAGAUCAUGACAGCCGUAGAAUAUUGUCACUGCUGGAAGAAUUUUGUCAACUACCCACCUGGGGAAGAAGCUCACUGGCCAAGAUUCGCACCUCAGUGGAUGAGUCUGUAUGCACUGGAACUCCACUGCAUAAUUCUAAGUCUUCCACCUUGCUUAAUGAUUUCAAGAAGAUAUCAAAAUCAGCUUACAUUGUUCCAGCUGACUCUUCAAAGCUGCCAUUACCAAGUGAUUCCAGCCCACAUCCUUUUAGCUGCAGGACUGAUACCAGCUGCUGUGACUUGGAGAUGAAUGAGAACAAGCGAAGGCGACCCUCUAAAGAGUGAGGGUCAUUCUGAAGCCAGAAACUGUCACUCACAGCAAUAUCACGGGCUCUGCUACCUCCUGCCAUAUCCCGCAUCACUCCUGAACCUUGUGGCUCAAAACAGUCAUAAAUCUU
This is a messenger RNA of Tupaia belangeri chinensis (Chinese tree shrew), 960 nucleotides long. RefSeq names its product apolipoprotein B mRNA editing enzyme catalytic subunit 1 (gene APOBEC1). The record is from RefSeq and is a predicted model, not a curated record. Gene Ontology annotation, cellular component: nucleus; cytoplasm. The coding region runs from base 30 to 812 and encodes 260 amino acids. The transcript has 5 exons. Gene Ontology annotation, molecular function: zinc ion binding; RNA binding; cytidine deaminase activity. NCBI's taxonomy places the organism in Eukaryota, Metazoa, Chordata, Mammalia, Scandentia, Tupaiidae. Gene Ontology annotation, biological process: cytidine to uridine editing.